Molecule: messenger RNA, 1629 nt
Organism: Fonsecaea nubica
Lineage: Eukaryota; Fungi; Ascomycota; Eurotiomycetes; Chaetothyriales; Herpotrichiellaceae
Exons: 1
Coding region: 1-1629 (542 amino acids)
Molecular function (GO): oxidoreductase activity
Source: RefSeq, a predicted model, not a curated record
AUGGGCUCCAUCAAUCCUACCAAGUCGUAUGAUGUCGUCGUCGUGGGCGCGGGCUUCAGCGGCAUGUGGCACUUGUACCACCUGAGGAAAGAAGGGUUCUCGGUUCACGUGUUUGAAGCGGGCUCCGACUACGGCGGGACCUGGUUCUGGAACUGCUAUCCCGGCGCGAGAGUCGACACGGAGAUUCCAGUGUAUCAGUUCACCGAGGAGACGUCGGUGAAAGGGUGGAACUGGACGCAACGGUACCCCGACCGGGACGAGAUUCAGCGGUACUUCCACCACGUCAGUCGCCUGUGGGAUCUGGAUCGUGAUGUUUCCUUCAACUCCCAGGUCACGUCGCUAGAAUGGGACCCUUCCAGUAAAUCCUGGCUGGUGGAAAUUGGCGGCGGUUCAGGAGAGAUCGUCCGCGCACAGCACGUCAUCAUGGGUACAGGGUUUGCUGCGAAGCCGUAUGUCCCGCCGUAUCAAAAUGUCGAGGCUUUCCAAGGAGUCAAGACACAUUCAGCACGAUGGCCAAUGGACAACAGUAUUGACGUCAAGGGGAAACGCGUGGCCGUGAUCGGGACGGGCGCCAGUGGAGUGCAGCUUGUCCAGGCAAUCUCCAAGGUUGCAUCUCAUCUCACUGUCUUUCAGAGAACCCCCAACAUGGCUCUUCCGAUGGGACAGGACGAAGUCAAGGAGGCUGACAACCAGCGCCUCAAAGAGAACUUUCCAAAAACCGUACAGAAGAUUGGCACCACGUAUGCCGGUUUUCUCUACGACUUUGAGCCAUCAUAUGGUAAAGACGCAAGCGAAGAAGAGCGCAACGAGCUGUGGGAGCGACUCUUCUACCGUGGUGGCCUGCAUUUCUGGCUAGGCAAUUACCUGGAUCUUUUCGAAGACCGCGAGGUUAACGCCGCAGCCUAUCGCUUCUGGCGCAAGAAAGCUCUCGCUAGAAUUACGAAUCCAGACGCAGCCAAGAUCCUCGCCCCAGAGACACCGCCGCAUCCCUUUGGUGCCAAACGAGUCAGUCUCGAACAGGGGUACUUUGAAUGCUUCAACCGCGACAACGUCACUCUGAUCGACGCGAGCAAAACGGGAAAUCCCAUCACCGAGUUCACCGCGGCAGGGAUCAAGACCAAGGACGGCGUCGAACAUCAAUUCGACGUUGUCGUCUUCGCGACGGGCUUCGACGCCAUCACAGGAUCAAUGACCAAGAUCAACAUCCGCGGCACGGGAGAAUCGAUCCGCGAGAAAUGGGCCAAGGCAGUCUACACGCACCUCGGGAUGACCACGCACGGCUUUCCCAACUUCUUCUUUGUGUAUGGUCCACAAGCCCCCACCGCGUUCGCGACGGGCCCAGCAUGCACCGAAACCCAGGGUGCCUGGAUCGUGGAGUGCUUGAAGUUCCUCCGAAGCAAGAACUUGCGGUCGAUCGAGCCGACGCGAGAAGCGGAGACGCAGUGGCGCGAUCAUGUCAACGACGUGACCGGUAAGACUCUCUUGAUUGAGGCGGACAGUUGGUAUUUUGGGGGGAAUAUCCCGGGAAAGCCCAAGGAGGCGCUGAAUUACAUGGCAGGACUGCCCGAGUAUAGACGGAGGAUCUGGGACAGUGCAAAGUCGGGAUACUCUGGGUUUACUCUGGAGUGA